AGCUUUCCCUUGUGUCAGUCACCAUGGCGGCAUACAGCAGAAAGCUGUGGCCUCAUCGUCACUUUUAAACCUAUCAUAAUGUUUUUUUUAAAGGUUGCCUUUCUACAUGUAUAGGUUUAUUAUUUUAAAAAAUGGACAACUGGUUACUGUCAGAAUAGAUUUCUACUUUUUUCUUUGAAGGCGGAUACAUGAAAUUGUGGCAAACGCAAAAAUGCUGAAGAUCAAUGGAUUGGCUUUUAGUGUCGGUUUAGAUAAAGGAACCGUUUUACCAUAAUACAAAUUGUACAGCAACAGAUCUACUGUGUUGGAAUCUGGAUUAUUCGAUCCGCGCCUUGAUAGCAAGUUUGUUUGGACCGGUGGCAGCCUUCUAGUAUCGGUUUGGGGACAUAAUAAACCCCGAGGCUCACAUUGUGGCCUGGCCGGGGGGACUAAUUAUCAUUUUUAAUCACACUAGAGUUUUCUUAGUGGAUAACAAAGUGGGAACAAGGAUUGUGGCUUGGUCUGUGCAUACCCAGACCGCGAACAUCAAAUUGUCAACAAGAUAAGCAAUUUAAUUGUUUUUAACGCGUCUUCAAAACAAUGGCGUCUUAUGUGGAUAACAGUUUUCGUCAAGCUGUGAUGAUGAAUCCGGCGGAAAGAACGCAACAGGACCUGGAGAUAGUCUACUCCUAUCUGCAUGGAAUGGAGGCCCUGUCUAACCUCCGAGAACACCAGCUGAGGAUAAUGUGUGAGACAGUGCGCUAUGAAAGACACGAAGCCAAUGAAGUGCUCUAUUACCCGGAUGACAUCGGAAGCUGCUGGUACAUCCUACUGUCCGGGUCUGUCUUCAUCAAGGAGUCCAUGUUCCUGCCAAGAAGCAGUUUUGGGAAGCGUUCUGCAGGGAGCCUGAGACGUGGAUGUGAGUGCAUCGUUCUGGAACCUUCGGAGAUGAUUGUGGUGGACUAUAUGGAGGAAAAUGAGGAGUACUUCCAGAGGCAAGCAUCACAUCGUCAGUCCCGCCGCAGGUUCCGCAAGAUCAACCAGAAAGGCGAGCGGCAGACCAUCAUCGACACGGUGGACCCAUACCCCACCGGCAAGCCACCCAUAGUCAGGGGAUAUCACACGGAAUGCAGUAAAGCUCAGCUCCCCGCAGACUUCAGCCGACUCCACCUGGCCGACGGCUUACACCCACAGGUGACCCACGUGUCUUCCAGCCACUCAGGAUGUAGUGUCACCAGCGACUCUGGAAGCAGCAGCCUGUCAGACAUAUAUCAGGCCACGGAAAACGAGCCAGGCGACAUGGACCUCAGCGGCCUGCCCGAGACCGCCGUCGACUCCGAGGAUGACGAUGACGAGGAGGACAUUGAGCGAGCGUCGGACCCCCUCAUGAGCCGCGACAUCGUGCGGGACUGCCUGGAGAAGGACCCAAUGGACCGCACCGAUGACGACAUAGAGCAAUUACUGGAGUUCAUGCAUCAGCUGCCAGCGUUUGCCAACAUGACCAUGUCUGUGAGGAGGGAGCUGUGUGCCGUCAUGGUGUUUGCCGUGGUCGAGCGGGCCGGCACCAUCGUACUCAAUGACGGGGAAGAGCUGGACUCGUGGUCAGUGAUCCUGAAUGGCUCGGUGGAGGUGACGUACCCUGAGGCCAGGCCUGAGAUCCUGUGUAUGGGCAACAGCUUCGGGGUCUCCCCUACCAUAGAGAAGGAGUACAUGAAGGGAGUGAUGAAGACUAAGGUGGACGACUGUCAGUUUGUGUGCAUAGCGCAGCAGGACUACUGCUGCAUCCUCAACCAGGUGGAGAAGAACAUGCAGAAGGUGGAGGAGGAGGGCGAGAUCGUCAUGGUCAAGGAGCACCGUGAGCUGGACCGCACCGGCACCAGGAAGGGACACAUCGUCAUCAAGGGCACGAAGGAGCGUCUGACUAUGCACCUGGUAGAGGAGCACUCUGUGGUGGACCCCACCUACAUCGAGGACUUCCUGUUGACCUACAGGACUUUCCUCUCCAGCCCCAUGGUCGUGGGCAACAAGCUCCUCGAGUGGUUCCACGACCCAAGCCUCAGGGACAAGGUUACACGGGUAGUCUUGCUGUGGGUGAACAAUCACUUCAAUGACUUUGAAGGCGACCCUGCAAUGACUCACUUUCUUGAAGAGUUUGAGAACAAUCUGGAGAGAGAGGUCCGUGUCUCAAAAAUGUACGGCCACCUUAGACUGUUAAACAUUGCCUGCGCUGCUAAAGCCAAACUGCGACUAGUGACACUGACCAAGCCAUCCAGGGAGGCCCCGCUAGCCUUCACCCUGCUGGGGGGCUCCGAGAAGGGCUUCCGCAUCUUCAUCGACAGCGUGGAGCCUGGAAGCAAGGCCGCGGAGGCCGGCCUUAAACGAGGAGACCAGAUUCUGGAGGUGAACGGGCAGAACUUUGAUAAUGUCCAGCUCACGAAAGCCAAUGAGAUCCUGAGGAACAACACCCACUUGUCAAUUUCUGUGAAAACUAAUCUUUUAGUGUUCAAGGAGCUCCUUGCCCGACCAGAGCACGACCACGAGGCAGAGGGUGAGGAGCCGCCAGAGGUGGACCGCAAGAAUGGCGCCCCGGCACACCUGCCCAAGAUCGGGGAUAUCAAGAAGGGCUCGCGCUACUCCAUUCCUGACCUGGCGGUGGAUGUUGAGCAGGUGAUGGGCCUGGAGAAGGCCAGCAAGAAGGCCAAAGCCAACACGGUGGGGGGAAGGAACAAGCUCAAGAAGAUCUUUGACAAGACGCUCACCAGCAUCCUGCCCCCAAAACCAUACAACGACGUGGGUGUGGGCCAGUCGCAGGACGACAGCAUCGUGGGCCUGAAGCAGUCCAAACAGAUUCCGGCCGCGCUGCCAGUCAGCGGCAGCCUGUCGUCCAGCAACCCUGACCUGCUGCAGUCCCACCACCGCAUCCUGGACUUCAACAACCAGCCUGCCCCAGUCGUGACGAACAUGUCAGACCAGGUGCUGCGGGUGUUCAAGGCAGACCAGCAAAGUCGAUACAUCAUGAUCGGUAAGGACACCACGGCCAAAGAGGUGGUGGCCCAGGCCAUCCGGGAGUUUGCCCUGACCGCAGUGCCCGAAGCCUAUUCGCUGUGUGAUGUGUCCAUCACGCCGGAAGGCGUCAUUAAGCAGCGCCGGCUCCCGGAGCAGCUGUCCAAGCUGGCAGACAGGAUACAGCUCAGUGGCAGAUACUACCUGAAGAGCAACAUGGAGACAGAGACCCUCUGUUCAGACGAGGACGCCCAGGACCUCCUUCGUGAAGGCCAGAUCUCCCUCCUCCAGCUGUCCACCAUGGAAGUAGCCACGCAGCUGUCCAUGCGCGCCUUCGAACUCUUCUGCGCCAUCGAGCCCACCGAGUACAUCGACGACCUGUUCAAGCUCAAGUCCAAGACGGGCUCGUUUUGCCUCAAGCGCUUCGAGGAGAUUAUCAACCAGGAGACCUUCUGGGUGGCGUCGGAGGUGACCCGGGAGCCCAACCAGCUCAAGCGCAUGAAGACGGUCAAGCAUUUCAUCAAGAUAGCUCUCCAUUGUAGAGAGUGCAAGAACUUCAACUCCAUGUUCUCCAUCAUUAGUGGUCUGAACCUGGCCCCAGUAUCUAGACUCCGGGGCACGUGGGAGAAGCUGCCCAGUAAGUACGAGAAGCUGUUUGGGGACCUGCAAGACCUGUUUGAUCCAUCCAGGAACAUGGCCAAGUAUCGCAAUGUGCUCAACAACCAGAACCUCCAGCCUCCCAUCAUCCCCCUGUUCCCCGUCAUCAAGAAGGACCUCACCUUCCUGCAUGAAGGGAACGACUCUAAAGUGGACGGCCUGGUGAACUUUGAGAAGCUGCGGAUGAUCGCCAAAGAGAUCCGCCACGUGGGUCGCAUGGCCUCCGUCAACAUGGACCCAGCGCUUAUGUUCAGAACCAGGAAGAAGAAAUGGAGGAGUUUAGGUUCUCUUAGCCAGGGCAGUGCCAACGCGGCGGUGCUAGACGUCACCCAGACGGGCGGGCACAAGAAGCGGGUGAGGCGCAGCUCCUUCCUGAACGCCAAGAAGCUGUACGAGGAUGCCCAGAUGGCCCGCCGGGUCAAGCAGUUCCUGUCCAACCUCAGCCUGGAGACCAACGAGGAGGCGCUGCAGACCCUCUCGCUGCAGUGUGAGCCCUCCAUCAACACACUGCCCAAGAAUGCUGGUGGCAGUAAAAGGCCUGACACGUCUCCGGUGGUGUCCAGGGCUGCCAGCCAGCAGAGGGGCCAGCUGCAGAAGGGCAACCAGGCCCUCCAGGUGCCUGCUGUGGCUCUCUACCCAUCACGCAAGAAAGUACCCGUCAAGGACCUGCCACCAUUCGGAACGAGUUCCCCUCAGUCGUUGAAGAAGAUCCUGUCACUGUCAGAGGAGGCCAGCAAGCGUCAGACUGAGGACACUGUAACAUCCAACAACACCUCGCAGCUCUCCUCCCCGCCCACCUCACCACAGAGCUCACCCAAGAAGGGCUACCCCAGAACAGGAGAUGCCUACUCAGACUCGUGUCACAGCGAGAUCUCAUCGCGCUCCAGCCUGGUCAGCAACUCCUCCUUUGACAUGGCCCAGGAGGAGAGGAGGGGGCUCAGGCACUCCGGCGGGGUGGGAGACCCCCACGCUGGAGGGGUGCGUCUGGAGAGGAGGGCUACGACAGACCCGGACCAGUACAGCCUCGGUUCCUACUCAUCCAUGCAGGACUGCCGGGGUCUGUAUACCUGUGCCACGGUGCUAUCUCCCAGCUCUGAAGAGCUGACCCAGGACCAAGGGGACCGUGUCUCCCUGGAUGCUGCAGACAGUGGCCGCGGCUCCUGGACCUCGUGCUCCUCGGGCUCCCACGACAACAUCCAGACCAUGCAACAGGGACGCAGCUGGGAGACCCUGGCCUUCGGGCCGGGUGGUGUGGUCAGCGUGGGUGUCCAUCCUCCCGGGGGGCCUGAAGCGUUUAUAGGGGUCCCCUCUGGAAUGUGGGCGUCUCAGGCUAGAGGGAGCUGGGCAUCGGCCUCUUCUUCAUCUUCCUCUGCAGCGUACUGGGGCGAGGACUCGGAGGGUGACACAGGCACGAUUAAACGCCGAGGCGGGAAAGACGUGAACGCUGACCCGGAGACGAGUAGUAUCACGUCCAUGGGGUCUGACGAGGCCAAGCAGCACGGGAGGCCAUCGCCCAUCACCGCCGGCAACAAGGGUCUUAUCACACGAAAGGAGAGCCGGUAUCGCGAGCCCCCUCCCACCCCGCCAGGCUACACUGCCCUGACAAUCUCUGACUUCAGUGAGGGCCAGACGCAGUCGCCACCCCCGCCCACGGCCCCAUCCCACUCUGGCCGCCGCCCACCCGACUACUCCACGGCCCUGCAGCGCUCGCGCAUGGUCACCCAGUCGCCUGACUCCCAGCAUCACCACCAGGCCCAACAACACCCAGGUUCCGGAACUACAAAGCGCCAUGGGCUCCACCGCACCCGCUCGCCAGACGAGGAUGAAGAGCCGGAGGAGGAAGAGGGUGAGUCCUUGUCUCCCAAACUAGUCGCUCUGAGGAAGACAGUGGCACACACAACACCAGAGACAACCAGGCCCUGAGAUGAGUGUACGGGUUAAAGGGCAGCCCCCCCCCAGGCUGAGAUGAUGAACAGGUAUCAGCAGUCUGAGAGAGAACUGUCUUCUGCUGGAUGACUUGAAGUCGCUUCCAUGGAGCCGGAAAAAAAGACACUGAUGGAUGGACAAAGCAAUCCAGUACGUACGUGCUUGCCUCCUGCAUCGUACUCUCCCUCCUGAUUGGUGGACUCCUCUGCUCAUCUCCCUCCCCUGCCUUAAAGCAUUAUCAGGGGUUGAAUAACCCUGCUUGAAAAAAAUACUGUGAAGAAGGAGAGACAGAAAAGAAAGAUACAAUGCCUGGCACUUUGGAAAAAAGAAAAACAAGUCAAACUGUUUUGCUGGAAAAACAUACGGCGACGCAUGACAACCACGCUCAAACACACACAGGUGUCCUGGAACAGCUUUCCAAGACCAUUAUCCCAACCCCACCUCACUUUACACACAGCAUCAUGACGUGUUGAGCUUUGUCUGCACUUUUUCUUUUUCUACUUUAUAAAACGUGAACAAAACGGACAAUGAUGAUUUAAUAAAAGAACAUUGAUCGAUUUUGAACUCUUAAGGAUUUCUUUCCAGAACUAUUGCACUCUGGGGGUAAAAGAGGCUAUACCCAAGUCUCAUCUAUGGACUCGGAAUGACAAAUCUGUCAAAAGGCUGUUUUAUUCCUUAAUUACAGUAUUAUCUGGUCAUUCACAUAUUAGAUAUGACCUGGUGGUGGCUUCACCCCACUGCUAACUGGACAGUCACAAUGAGAGAAAUAAUUGUUGGUUACCCAAAAUUAUUUCUCUCAUUGUGACUGUCCAGUUAGCAGUGGCAGUUUGGCUCCAUUCCCAACCCUGGCCUGGAUAUCGGUCUCUUUUUCCAAUACGACCAGCCACAUCUUAAGUACUAGGUAAUAUACAGUAAUGUACAGGUUUAACGGUGGGGGGCGUAGCAGUGGCCCUACCUGUCUAGCCGGUCCCAUCUGGCUGGACCUAGCUCGUUGGCCAGUCCCAUCUCCGAUUGUAAAACCCCUUCUAUUUUUAGUGAUAGAUAUGGCUGCCUAUAGUUGUUUAGCUAGGCUGGCAAGCUAGCUAGCUACCUAGCUACAUAAGUUGGCAAACAUCAAAUAAAUAUCCCCCCCACUGUAACACAGGUAUGAUAGUCGGCAAUACGUGUUUCAGAAGAUUAACUCAAGUUAGCUAGGUGGCAUCAUCCGUGUUUGUCAUCUGCCCUCUUGGUGCUGGCAUCAGCUAUAGCUGAGCUUCUAGCUAAAUCAAACUCUUUGCUAUAUUCCGGUUGAAACGUAUAGGUGAAUGUCAUCAUGUAGGUAACAAAAAUGCUCCAUCUUUGAAUUUGUGUUGAUGAGAGUUAUCACCAGACACAUUGUGGUCUGGUCAGUUUUUUUCAAUUUUGCCUAAAGGAUUGUGUUAGUGUCCGCCGCCUCCCUUUCAAAAAAGCCUGCCUUGGGGGAGGGACGGGGCCAGAGCAGGAAGCAUUGCCCACACGCGUUUUAGUCUUUCAGAGAUUGGAAAAAAUGUCAGCUUGUAUAUUUAGCAAUGAAUCCUCUGAUAGGAACAUCCAGGUUUUAAACUGGACGGUCACCUGGUGACUUAUAUUCAUUCUAUAUUUAGACAGUAUUGUUUUGGACAACUAUGUGAGAUUUAUAUUGGCUUAGUCUUGUCCCUAAUGGUGAUGUUGAAAGAGAAGUACAGAGGUGAUUUAUACCUGUUUUUAAAAUGAACCAACUUGGGGACGUGUUUGAGUUAUGCACCCCAAAGGCUUGAAUCCUAUAGAGGUGAAUGGAGUCUCGGAUCUUUCAGUGGUGCUGCAAUCUGCUGUUGCUACGUCCAUUUUUGGACUUAUAAAUUAAUGAUAUAUAUCCAUUGAUUCUUGAAGAAUAUAACUUAUAAAUGCCUCAUGAACUUAGUUCAACUUUCAAUCCCCAUCAUACCCCAAAAUAGAAUCUUGUUUUACUUCAAUGUUUGGAAAUGUAAACCGACAUUGUAUAGCCUGAAAAACAUGCUUAAAACUAAUUUUGAUAUCUUGAUUGGUCAGUCCUUGCAUACAUAUCUCCGUCUAUUCAUUUGAGUGGUUACAUUUCUCCAGGCUCAGCUUUUUAGCAAAACUGAGGCGGUGUUGAAUGCUUUAUUGUUUCAACUAAGGAUUGCCCUUUUAAGACUGAACUAGAAUACACGAGAAUGAACUAAAAUAAACCUUCUCUCCAACCUUGCUGUUGGAGACAUCCAUUCCUCGUCAUUGCAAAGCCACUUAGAGAAGUCCUCCACUGUUACAGGCAUCAAGAUCAGUGGAUGUACAUAUGAGUAGGCAAUGCUAGCGUAGAACAAACCUGUUACCCACUGUUUCGCAACAUCAUUGGAAUUGACUGAAGGUUAUUGAAUAUGUUUGUUUUUUACUCCAGUGGGGAAGUUACCUAGAUUAAAUAAUUAACUUUGAUGGCUGCUAAUCAGAAUUAUUAGUAAUCAAAUUGUGAAAGUGUCACUUAUUUUAUCACUGAGUUGUGCUGAUCACAUUGAUCAGUAGUAAAACUAUAGACUGAGAAGUAGAAAUAAACGAGUGCAGUGUUUUUCACUGUGGUUUGUCAUUACACUAUAAUCAUUUGUCAUGUUUUUUGUUCAUGAUACAUUUUUUUCUAUGGCUGCCAAUAGAUUGUCGAAUGUGUUUGUAAUUCAGUGGUAACAUGCAUCAUCAUCAUUCACUUUCCUUCAACUCUUUAGCAGGCCAAGUCCUAUUUCGAAAAACAAAACAUUGCACAACAAUGUACAAGCAUAAAGAUAAUUGUAGUAGGUAGAACUGCUACUUGGUUUGAUGUGUGAUGUCAAGUGAGAAGUGUAUAUUUAACUGGUGAUUUCUCAUACUUUCUUGUACUACUUUGACCUGUAUGUCUUUUAAAAAGACAAUUGGUGGAGUACGUAUCGGUAGUUUUUUUGUAUUUUUAAUACAAUAAUUGUAAAUAUUGGUUAUAUUUUUGUUGAAAUGUACUAUGUUUAUGCCUCAACAUCCAGUUUGUAUGAAGCUGGGAAAUCAAUAAAUACUACAAAAGUGAUCAAUUCAUAGGUUUAAAUGCACUUAUUUUUUUUCCUACAUUUGGAGGUUUCGUGAAUAUUGAAUAUUGUUCCUCUCCAAGACCUCUCCUACACACCAUCUAGUGUUUGCACAAGAUAAGACAUGGAAGUAACUUGAACUGUGUAACCCUCAUACUUUUCUAACUGACAACAGUGUACGUCAGAAUUAAUAAAAAUGUCUCCACUUG
Molecule: messenger RNA, 8827 nt
Organism: Oncorhynchus gorbuscha (pink salmon)
Lineage: Eukaryota; Metazoa; Chordata; Actinopteri; Salmoniformes; Salmonidae
Product: rap guanine nucleotide exchange factor 2-like
Exons: 32
Coding region: 580-5562 (1660 amino acids)
Biological process (GO): small GTPase-mediated signal transduction; positive regulation of ERK1 and ERK2 cascade
Molecular function (GO): guanyl-nucleotide exchange factor activity; protein binding
Source: RefSeq, a predicted model, not a curated record